Messenger RNA from Bursaphelenchus okinawaensis, 1831 nucleotides. The record is from the annotation of a GenBank genome assembly. NCBI's taxonomy places the organism in Eukaryota, Metazoa, Nematoda, Chromadorea, Rhabditida, Aphelenchoididae.
AUGUCGGCGUUCAAUCUCAACGAUGAGCCGGAUCAAAACAACAAAGUCAAGCACAGCACGUCGAUGCCCAAUAUCGCUGUGACGACCGCCAUUUCCGUAAGUGCUACAUAGUACUGAUACUAUUUUCAUUAAAGUUAAAAAACUUGGCUGUUGAUUUUUGGGUUUUGAUCGUGGAGGGAAGGGGAGUGGUCAAUAUUUUUGGUCUCAACUCAACAGGAUAGGGGGGGGAGGGCUUGUUCAAAUUUAUGAAGAAAAAAUUUUGGGGUAUGAUUAAAAAUUUCAUUUCAGGACAGCGACACAAAACUGACACAACAAGAUCAACCGUCAGCAAAUUUGCCCGUUCAACCGCCACCUCCAGCCGAGCCAUCCACAGCAAAGAAGCUCGAAUCACCAAAAGAGCCCCAGCAAAUUCACCCCGCCCUUCAGCCAAACAAAAAACGAAGGGUGAUAUUGCCAGCGGAACAGAUCUUCGGAAACAGUAUACCAAUAACGGCCAUAUUGAGGAAAUGUCUACCUAUUCAUGCCUAUGAGCCAUUGGGGAUUCUGCAGGUAGGGAUUUGAAGUUCUUUGAAUUAACAUGACUUUCAAUUUGAAAAAAAUUUGGGGGUGGAUUUUUUCUUCAAAAAUUUUUUUGAAAGUUAACAGGAGGGACUGUUUCACAAAAAAUAAUUUGCAGAGUGCAUGCGAAGAGCUCCGCUUCGCCGGACAAUUCCUGGAUCGCUUAAAGCGGAUCGAAGAUCCGGCCGAUCGGAUGUGCAUUGUAGCCGGCUUCAUAAUCAGCGGCUACUCGGGCAUGGCCUACCGCAACCGCAAACCCUUUAACCCUCUCCUGGGCGAGACAUUCGACUACAUAUCGGACGACGGCUGGAAGUACCACGCCGAACAGGUGUCCCAUCAACCCCCGAUGUCGGCGUGCCAUGCGGAUGGCGAUGGCUGGGAAUGGGCACAAACCCUGCAUGGUACAAUUACUCCCAGUUUCGAUGGCAGUACCAGUUUACGGUGUCUGCUGCCUGUGCGGUUAUCGUUGAGUAAUGGAGAGGAGUACACUUGGAAUAAGGUAGGGUAAUAUUAACAAGAUGAGAUCCAGUAUAUAACUUUGCUAUAAUGUCCUAAAGCAAUAUAAACUAAUUUCAAAUUUUAGGUAACAACGAUUAUCCAAAACGCUCGAUCAGAAGCGGCGAAACGUAGGGUCAAGAACGAGGGUGAGAUGGUCGUGCAGUGUACGAACGGGUACGAGUGCCGUAUGUUAUUCACGGGUGACAAGAACAUUCGAGGCGAGAUCAAGAACGCCCAAACCAUGGCUUAUCGACUGGUCGGACAAUGGGACAAGGGACUCAAUAGGUAGGGUCAGGGGGUGAAUUUGGUCAAAAUUUUUACGCGGGGGGUGAUUUAAAAAAUAUUUUCUUUGAAACUAAAAUUUUUUUUCAGAAUCCUCCUCCCCUCAAACGAGCAAGAACGCCUCUUCAAAGCCCCACCCGCAUACGAGUUGUCCUCCAAGUACUACGGCUUCAACAAGUUCACGUUAGGCCUGAACGAACUCACCCCCGAACAGAAACCCUUCGUUCCCCCAACUGACAGCCGCCUACGCCCGGACCAGCGUUUCCUAGAGCACGGCGACAGCAAACGUGCCCACGAAUCCAAAACUUUGCUGGAAGUGGCGCAACGCCAACGUGCCCACCUCCCACAUACUCAAAUGUGGUUCAGCGAACGGAACGACCCCAUCACCCAGAAGAUGUUGUGGUUCUCGAAUGGCAAGUACUGGACCUCGAAGCAGAACAACUUCAAAGAUGCGAAUUCGCAAAAGAUGCUACCAUUGUUCUACACUGAGUAA